AUGCAGAGCGGUGCCGGAGCCACGCGCUUAUCCGCGCUCCAUCCGUGCAGGUCGCUGCGUGCCGGGCCCGGAGCGGUGCCCGCGCUGGAGCCGCCGCCGCUGCAGCCCUCGGUGCCCGCCGCCCCCCCGGGCGCUGGCAGGCGGGCGCCGCGGCCGCCGCCGAAGGGCACCGCUCUGCCCCUCGGCCUCAACGUGGUCAAGAUCCACUGCCAGAACGAGGCCGUCUACCAGUACCACGUGGCCUUCAGCCCCUGCGUGGAGUGCAAGAGCAUGCGGCUCGCCAUGCUGAAGGAGCACCAGGCCGUGACGGGGGACGUCACCGCCUUCGACGGCGCCAUCCUCUACCUGCCCGUGCGGCUGCCGCAGCCGGUGGCGCUGAGCUCCCGCCGGAGGACGGACGGGCAGGACAUCAGCAUCAGCAUCCAGCUCACCAAGGUGCUGGAGCCCAGCUCCGACCUGUGCGUGCCCUUCUACAACGUGGUGUUCCGCAGGGUGAUGAGGAUCCUGGAUAUGAAGCUGGUCGGCAGGAACUUCUUUGACCCCACCAAGGCGGCCGUGCUGCAGCAUUACAGGCUCCAGGUGUGGCCCGGCUACGCCGUGAGCAUCCGCAGGAGGGACGGCGGCCUCCUGCUCUCCGUCGAUGUGGUGCACAAAGUGAUCCGGAGCGACUCCGUGCUCAACUUCAUGCACGCCAUCUACCAGCAGAGCGCCAGCAGCUUCCAGGACGAGUGCACCAAGCAGCUGGUGGGCAGCGUGGUCAUCACGCGCUACAACAACCACACGUACCAGAUCGACGACAUCGACUGGAACAAGACCCCCAAGGACACCUUCACCCUGGCCAGCGGCGAGGAGAUCUCCUUCGUGGACUACUACAGCAAAACGUAUGGGAUCACGGUGAGGGAGCUGGACCAGCCGCUGCUCAUCCAUAGGCGCAAGGAGAGCCUGACGCAGGAGGGGAAGCACCAGCUCAACAUGAUCCUGCUCGUGCCGGAGCUCUCCUUCAUGACCGGGAUCCCGGAGAAGAUGAGGAAGGACAACCGCGCGAUGAAGGACCUCAUGUACGAGAUGUCGCACAGCCCCAAGCAGCACUACCUGCGCCUGUGCAGCCUCCUGCGGCGCGUGGAGGAGACGCCGGAGGCCGCGCGGGAGCUCACGCGCUGGGGCCUCCGCCUGGACAAGGACAUCUGCAGGACGCAGGGCCGCGUGCUGCCCAUGGAGAGGAUCAACCUGCGGCACAGCACCUUCGCGCCCGCCGACGACCUCAGCUGGAACAAGGAGGUGGUGCGGGAGGCCUGCAUCUCCGCGGUCGCCCUGCAUUACUGGGUGCUCUUCUACCCGAAGCGCCUGCAGGAGCUGGCCAGGGAGCUGGUGGCCACCAUGGAGAAGGUGUGCGGGCCCCUGGGCAUGCAGCUCAACCCGCCCGCCUGGGUGGAGCUCAAGGACGACCGCGUGGAGACCUACGCCAAGACCAUGCGCAGCGUGUUGGCCAGCGAGCAGAAGGUGCAGCUGGUGCUGUGCAUCACGCCGGGCGGCCGCGAGGACCUGUACGGGGCCAUCAAGAAGCUGUGCUGCGUGCAGGCGCCCGUGCCCUCGCAGGUCAUCAACACGCAGUCGCUCAUGGGCCAGGCCAGCAAGCUGCGCAGCGUGGCGCAGAAGGUCCUGCUGCAGAUGAACUGCAAGCUGGGCGGGGAGCUGUGGGGCAUCGACGUGCCCUUGAAGCACCUCAUGGUGGUCGGCAUGGACGUGUACCACAACCACAGCCGCGCCAUGCGCUCCGUCAUCGGCUUCGUCGCCAGCACCAACCAGGUGCUCACCAAGUGGUACUCGAGGGUGGUGUUCCAGAUGCCGCACCAGGAGAUCGCCGACAGCCUGCGCCUCUGCCUGGCCGAUGCCCUGCAGCGCUUCCACGAGGUGAACCACUGCCUGCCCAAGAAGAUCGUCAUCUACCGGGACGGCGUGUCGGACACGCAGCUCGACACGGUGGUCAAGUACGAGAUCCCGCAGCUGCUCAAGUGCUUCGAGACCUUCGCCGACUACCAGCCCAGCAUGGCGGUCGUGGUGGUGCAGAAGCAGAUCAGCACCAACUUCUACACGAGCGCCGCGGAGAACUUGGUGUCGCCGCCGCCGGGCACGGUCGUCGACCACACGGUGACCAGCUCGGAGUGGGAGGAUUUCUUCCUGCUGGCCCAUAGCUCCCGCCAGGGCUGCAGCGUCCCCACGCGCUACAUCUGCGUGCUGAACACGGCCAGCCUCAGCUCCGAGCACCUGCAGAGGCUCACGUUCAAGCUGUGCCACAUGUACUGGAACUGGCCGGGCACCAUCCGCGCGCCCGCGCCCUGCAAGUACGCGCACAAGCUGGCCUUCCUCUCGGGCCAGGUGCUGCACCACGAGCCCGCCAGCCCGCUCUGCGACAAGCUCUUCUUCCUAUAGCCGCCGGGAGCCCGCGCUCGGCCUCCAGCCCGGCGCUCUGCGCUCCCCCGUUCCCGGCCGGCCCUUCCCCGGGCACGUCCUUCUCCGCGCGCUGCUCCGGCCUCCUCCCUUGCCACAUUCCGGUUUUCCUUUCCUUUUGCUGAGCUCUCGUUUCACAGAGCCGCUUCACCGUUUGUCACGUGCUUAGAGGCACCAGGUUUAUGAGGAGAAGACUUCUGUUUUUCU
This is a messenger RNA of Nothoprocta perdicaria, 2655 nucleotides long. RefSeq names its product piwi like RNA-mediated gene silencing 2 (gene PIWIL2). The coding region runs from base 1 to 2430 and encodes 809 amino acids. Gene Ontology annotation, cellular component: P granule. Gene Ontology annotation, molecular function: protein binding; piRNA binding. The record is from RefSeq and is a predicted model, not a curated record. The transcript is spliced from 19 exons. Gene Ontology annotation, biological process: regulatory ncRNA-mediated gene silencing. NCBI's taxonomy places the organism in Eukaryota, Metazoa, Chordata, Aves, Tinamiformes, Tinamidae.